Messenger RNA from Diachasma alloeum, 2136 nucleotides. RefSeq names its product pescadillo homolog. Gene Ontology annotation, molecular function: RNA binding. Bases 144 to 2063 code for a protein of 639 amino acids. The transcript has 3 exons. Gene Ontology annotation, cellular component: PeBoW complex; nucleolus. The record is from RefSeq and is a predicted model, not a curated record. Gene Ontology annotation, biological process: ribosome biogenesis; maturation of LSU-rRNA from tricistronic rRNA transcript (SSU-rRNA, 5.8S rRNA, LSU-rRNA). Lineage: Eukaryota; Metazoa; Arthropoda; Insecta; Hymenoptera; Braconidae.
UCCAGUGUCGCACAGUCGUGCACGUGUUGAUGUUUAUUUCGUAUUUAUUCUCUCGCUCAAUUUAGUAUCGAGUAAUUUAAAUAUUCAUAUGGAUUUAUUUUGAAACAUAAUCUGAGAAUUAUUGAUACAGCAGAAACAUCAAGAUGGUUGCAAUCGGGAAGAAGAAGUAUCAAACAGGAGAGGGUGCGCAAUUCAUGACCCGUAAAGCAGCCCUGAAAAAGCUCCAACUGUCUCUCAGUGAAUUCCGAAAACUGUGUAUAUUAAAAGGAAUAUAUCCGAGGGAGCCAAGAAAUCGGAAGCGUGCCCAGAAGGGAAAGAGUGGUAUAAAAACACUGUACCACGUCAAGGACAUUCAGUUCCUGUUGCACGAGCCAAUAGUAUGGAAACUGCGAGACUACAAAAUAUUCAACCGAAAGGUCGGGAGAGCGAAGGCGAUGAAGGACUUUUCAGCAAUGAAGAGAUAUCUGAAUAAUCACCCUACCCUGAAGCUCGAUCACAUCGUCAAGGAGCGAUAUCCAACGUUCAUUGACGCCUUGAGGGAUCUGGAUGACUGUCUGACACUUUCUUAUCUAUUCAGCACAUUCCCAUCGAUGGCACACGUCCCCAGGGAUCAAUCAGCGCUGUGCAGAAGGCUCACCAUCGAGUUUAUGCACGCCUGCAUUGUGGGAAAAUACCUGAGGAAGGUUUUCGUCUCCAUCAAGGGGUACUACUACCAAGCGGAGAUCAAGGGGCAGACCAUCACCUGGAUCACCCCUCAUCAUUUCUCGUUCGAACCUCAGUCGAAGAAUGAAGUUGAUUUCCGAGUCAUGUCGACAUUUGUUGAAUUUUAUAUUACGAUGUUGGGAUUUGUCAACUUCAGGCUCUAUCAUCAGUUGAACCUACAUUAUCCACCCAAGUUUAAUUCGUAUGGUAAUGACGAGAAAUCACUUGUCGACGAGGAAGCCUACGUAUCCGAGCGUAUAGGCGCUCUGAACAUCCCCCUGAUCCGCCUGGACCCAACGACCCAAGCCGCUGAGGAAGAAGACGUUGAUCUCGACAACUUCUCCACCGAGACCGACGAGACAAAGCUCGAGGAGGCGCGUGUGGAGGCAGAAAAGCUCAAAAAGCUGAAAACCCUCUUCAAAGGCAAGAAAUUCUUCCUGAAUCGCGAGGUGCCACGUGAGCCACUGGUCUUUGUGAUCAGAUGUUUCGGCGGGGAGGUCUCCUGGGACAAGCUCUCCUUCGUGGGUGCAACAUUUGACGAGAACGACGAGUCCAUUACUCAUCAUAUCGUCGACAGACCCAGGAUGGACAAACAGUACAUCUCGAGGUACUACGUUCAGCCCCAAUGGGUCUUUGACUCUGUGAAUGCUAGGGAACUUCUUCCAGUCGAGAAUUACCUCAUGGGGGCAGUGUUGCCCCCUCAUUUGUCACCUUUCCACAAUGCUCAGUUGGAUCAGGUCUACAUGCCUCCGGAGGAACGGGCCCUCAUCGAUCCUUCGUUCAAGUUGAAUGUUGGAGGCGAUGAACAGUCUGAAGACGAAGAAGAGGGUCAGGAAGAGAAUGACGACGAGGGUGGGGAGGAUGAGGAGGAGGAGGAGAUCAUCGAAGCAACUGAUGAAGACGAGGAGACAGAAGAUGAUGAGGAUGAGGAAGAUGUUGAGGAUGAUGAAGAGCAAAAGGUUCAACCCAAGAAGGACACAAACCAACAGAGGAAAAAGGGAGGGCAGAAGCAGAUGGCGAAUGACGAGGAAGAUAAUGAGGAUGAUAAGGACCAGGUAAAGAAUACUAAGAACGACAGAGAGCGGGAGAGAUUGGCUAAGAUGAAAGCGAUGAAAGUCAAACCUGGUGCAGUCCUCCAGGAAGACCCUUGGGCCAAGGCGAAACAGGAGAAGCAGGAGUUUCGACUUCGCGAGAAAAUGAUUAAGAAGAAGCACAGGAAGUUGUAUAAGAGCAUGAUGAAGGGACGUGAGGACAGGGCUAAGGACAUUUGGUUGUUGAGGAAGAAGAGGAGGAUCCAUGAGGAGGGAGAGAAGGAGAAGAGGAAGGACGAGAGAAAAACGAAAAAAAUCAAAUCUGCUUAAUAAACAUUUUAUUUUUUUAUUAUUAGUUGAUUCGAGAGAAAGUAGGUGAAUAAAUGGAAAAUAAUGAACACAA